CAGUGAAACAUCAAAUUCCACUCGAGUCAUGGAUGCAGUCUGCAGCAACAGGAGCAUGUCUUACAGUAGAUGGAGUUAUGACAGCACUCUAGAUGAUGAAGGGAGUAACCUCCGACAGCAAAAACUGGACAGACAGCGAGCUCUUCUGGAGCAGAAGCAGAAGAAGAAAAGGCAGGAACCUCUGAUGGUGCAAUCCAAUGUGGACGCCCGAUCCCGCGCACGCAGGACCAAGCAGAGCGAAGAGCAGGCCCCGCUGGUGGAGUCCUUCCUCACCAGCAACAACAGCACCGUCUACCAUGUACAAGAAGCCGAUCAGGAGGAGAAGGCGAUCGCGGACCCCCAGCUCCCACCACCGCCCCGCUCGGCUAAGAAGGGACGGGGGUCGGCGGGCUCCACACCACAGACCGGCAGCACCAAGAAGGAGAGGAAGGGCAAACACAAAGCAGGAAGUGAUGACGAUGGUCAGGUGCAGAUCCUUACUGUGGGCCACUCGUCCAAUGAGGAGGGAGAAGGGGAGUGUGCCAUGAGCUGCACACACUCCCAAAGCAAGCAGGACCUGCGGGUCACUAUGCUGAAGAAAGGUAUUUCGAGUAGCAUGAAUUUCGACGAGGAAGACGAUGAUGAUGACGAAGUGAGCUCCAGUUCGUCCCAGCUCAACAGCAACACACGGCCUGGCUCUGCCACCAGCAAGAAAUCCUGCAAGGAGGCAGCGUCCGUUUCCACCCCCCCGGCCGGUGAACCCUGCGUGGACGUGGAUGACCUCGAGGAGUUCUCCCUGCGCCCGGCCCCCCAGGGUGUGAGAGUGAAGUGCCGCAUCACCAGGGAUAAGAAGGGGAUGGACAGAGGCAUGUACCCCACCUACUACCUCCACCUAGAGAGGGAGGACGGCAAGAGGGUGUUCCUGUUAGCCGGCAGGAAGAGAAAAAAGAGUAAAACAUCUAAUUACCUAAUUUCCAUCGACCCCACGGAUCUGUCUCGAGGGGGAGAAAGCUUCAUCGGCAAGCUGAGGUCCAACCUCAUGGGGACCAAGUUCACUGUUUACGACAGCGGUCUGAACCCUGGCAAGAGCACAACAAGCUUGGAAGCCACCAACCUGCGGCAGGAGCUGGCUGCCAUCUGCUAUGAAACCAAUGUCCUAGGAUUCAAAGGACCACGCAAGAUGAGUGUCAUCAUUCCUGGAAUGAACAUGGAUCAUGAGAGGGUCUCAAUUCGUCCACGAAACGACCAUGAGUCCUUGCUGGCCCGCUGGCAGAACAAAAGCACGGAGAGCGUGAUCGAGCUGCACAACAAGACUCCUGUGUGGAACGACGACACCCAGUCCUACGUGCUCAACUUCCACGGGAGAGUCACGCAGGCGUCCGUCAAGAAUUUCCAGAUCAUCCACGACAACGACCCUGACUACAUCGUGAUGCAGUUUGGCCGUGUAGCAGAGGAUAUCUUCACCAUGGACUAUAACUACCCGAUGUGUGCCCUGCAAGCCUUUGCCAUUGCUCUCUCCAGCUUCGACAGCAAGUUGGCCUGUGAGUAGCAGCAUCCACAUCCAGCUUCCUACUCCUGAAGGACUUGAAGAUUAUCAAGAGCGAGCCCAUCAUGCUCUCGCUCGUUCUGCAGUUUCUGCCCCCUAGUGGUUGGUCUGAGAUGUGCGCUGAAAAAAAACAACGAAUUAUGGCAUAUAUAUAAGAGUGCCGUUUGUGGCUCAGCGUCUGAAAGGAUUUUGGUAGGUAAAACGGAACAAGCACAACGAGUAAUCCACUAUCAAUGUCUUUUCUAACCACAUCUUUGUGAUUUUUUUUCUUGUUUCCUUUCGCUCUAUGUGUAACAUACAAUGUGAAUUAUAGCACUAACCGCUCCCCUUCUCUUCAGUUUCAUGGAAUUAAAGGGAUGUAUCUAAUCGUUAGGUAGGCUGCUGCUGUCGAAAAAAGGAGAAAGGUUCAAACAGUUCCUCAAGCAUGAAUAUUGCUCAUACAGUCCUUGAGUUACAAAUAACUUGUAAAAAAAUAACAUGCACGUCAGAUAUUUAGUAUUUAUGUUCAGUACAAGUUUUAUUUAUGUCCGUCUUCUUUUCACCUCAAUAGAUAGUUUGGUGGAUCUGUAAAAACGAAUACGACUCCGCACUAAAGUACUUUUGGUACAUGAAUAGAGCAAAAUCAUUUUCAGUAAAAGGAAAAAUGCCUUUGCUGAAAUUGAUCAAAAUCCAUGACAAACACUUCUAUAGGUAAGAUUCACUUAUGAAGUCUUACUUACUUGGUCAUAAGAAAUAAGAAUACUAUUAAUUAGAUUAACAAUUAAAAACACAGAUUUGUUUUAGAAAAGACAUACAAUAUAUUUUGUAUAAGUGAUCAGGGUUGUC
Messenger RNA from Gadus chalcogrammus (walleye pollock), 2350 nucleotides. It is a transcript of the gene tub, whose product is annotated as TUB bipartite transcription factor. Gene Ontology annotation, biological process: protein localization to cilium. Bases 29 to 1528 code for a protein of 499 amino acids. The transcript is spliced from 12 exons. The record is from RefSeq and is a predicted model, not a curated record. Lineage: Eukaryota; Metazoa; Chordata; Actinopteri; Gadiformes; Gadidae. Gene Ontology annotation, cellular component: cilium.